This is a messenger RNA of Mobula hypostoma (lesser devil ray), 1018 nucleotides long. It is a transcript of the gene dctn3, whose product is annotated as dynactin 3 (p22). The transcript is spliced from 7 exons. Gene Ontology annotation, biological process: cytoskeleton-dependent cytokinesis. Gene Ontology annotation, cellular component: dynactin complex. The record is from RefSeq and is a predicted model, not a curated record. NCBI's taxonomy places the organism in Eukaryota, Metazoa, Chordata, Chondrichthyes, Myliobatiformes, Myliobatidae. Bases 33 to 581 code for a protein of 182 amino acids.
CGACAGGCGGGCGGGGUUGAGCGACGGCGAAGAUGGCGGAGUUGAAGAGGUUGCAGAAUCGCCUGGAGAAGUUGGAGGCUCAGCUUUACGGAGAGAGGCCGGUGCAGGCAGGCCAGUUUACUGAUGCUGUUGUAAAACUCCAGACGUCUUUGGGUAAUAUUGCCAGCAAAAGAGAGAGGAUAAAAUCUUUAUAUAAGAAAAUUGAUGAUCUAAUAAAGUACUUGGACCCUCAAUAUGUAGAGAGAAUUGAUGUUCCAGAUGCCAUGAAGCUGGAGUUCAUUCUAGCAGAGGAGCAGUUCAUCCAUUCCCAAGUGCGUCUUUUAGAAUUGGUGAAGAAACAUCAGCCUUACCUUGAGAGCGAGCACAUUAAAGCUGUGCCUAAUUAUUCUUCAAGGGUGCAAGCGCUGACGCAGGUUCAAAUUCAGGAGCAGGAUCAAUGUAAUGCAAUCACAGAAGAUGUAACCAAGAUGCUAGAUGAAUAUAACAAAAUGAUUCUACUCCUUUCAAAGCAGUUUGUUCAGUGGGAAGACAUGCUAACCAAGCUUGAAGCUGCAAAACAAAUAAAGCCACCCUCUGAUUGACAUUAUGUAGUGUGGAUGAAAAAGAAAUGUGGGAGAGGAGCAAACGAUUCUUAAUAUUCACAUAACCUUGUAUACGUAAUGAGUAAUUUAAAACAUAUAUUGUUUUACAAUGUGUUCCCUGUAAAGCAUUUUAAAAUCUUUUGCAGUAAUAUAAUUGGCAUUAAAUGUGAUAGUAAUUAGAAUUACAGAUGAAUACCUUAGUGUCACAUCUGCAAGUUUACGUUACAAUAUUUAGAACUAAUGAUAUUUAAAAUUGAAAAAAAGUACUGAUGACUGACUGUCGCUUUCCUUUUGUAAUAUUUAAGUCUGGAGUGCAAUUUUUGUUUUGUGAACCUCUGUGUGAUUUAAGAAUUCUUCAGUUUACUCUUGAAUUAAUUAUCUAGGGACUUGUAUAUAUAUAUACACACAAGCUAACAUAAACUUAAUCCUUGCCUGUG